AUGGAAUUAGCAGUGCUAGGGACCCUGAUUCUUAUAUUGCUGAUCUCAUGCUUAUUAAUUUACUCGACUUGGGACAAAAUGUAUCGGAAGACUAACCUACCCCCAGGACCAACUCCAUUCCCUGUGAUUGGAAAUUUGCUUCAAAUAAAACGAGGAGAGAUGGUGAAGUCACUCAUGAUGAUUGGGGCCCAAUAUGGUCCUGUCUAUACUUUGUACUUUGGGCCACGUCCUGUGGUUAUUCUGUGUGGAUACCAGGCUAUUAAAGAAGCUCUCAUUGACCAAGGAGAUGAAUUCAGUGGCAGAGGGAAAAUGUUUUCAGUGGACAAAAUAUUUGAUGGAUUUGGUGUUGUUUUUAGCAAUGGUGAGCGCUGGAAACAGCUCCGCCGGUUCUCCCUUACGACCUUAAGAAAUUUUGGGAUGGGGAAGAGAAGUAUUGAGGAAAGAAUCAAAGAGGAGGCUCAGUGCCUGGUGGAGAAACUUAAAAGUUAUAAACAAGCUCCACUGGAUCCGCGGAAUAUACUUACUCAAGCCGUUUCCAAUGUUAUCUGUUCAGUUGUCUUCGGGGAACGAUUCGACUACAAUGACAUGAAAUUCUUAGAGUUGCUCAAUAUGUUUAAUGAGACAUUUCAGCUGUUAAGUUCUACAUGUGCACAGUUACAGGAAAUUAUUCCAAUGAUCAUGGAUCAUAUUCCUGGACCUCAUCAGAGAAUAAAUCCUAUUAUUAGAACUUUGCUGGACUUCGUAUCUGAGAGAGUAAAAGCCAACCAGCAAACUUUUGACCCAACCUCACCCAGAGAUUACAUUGAUUGCUUCAUCAUUAAAAUGCAGCAGGAUAACCAGAACCCAAAUUCUGAAUUCAACAUGAAAAAUCUGUUGAUGACCGUCUUAAACUUGUUUUUUGCGGGGACAGAAACCGUCAGUACCACAUUAAGACAUGGGUUUCUUGUUCUUAUGAAAUACCCUGCUAUACAAGAGAAGCUGCACAAAGAAAUUGAUCAUGUAAUUGGUCCAAACCGCAGCCCAACCAUUGAGGAUCGGAGUAAGAUGCCAUACAUGGAUGCAGUGAUCCACGAAAUCCAGAGAUUCAGUGAUGUUAUCCCAAUGAAUGUACCUCACACGGUGAUAAAGGACACGAAAUUCAGGGGAUACACCAUACCCAAGGGCACUGAUGUAUAUCCCCUGCUGUGCUCCGUCCUGCGUGAUCCCACCCAGUUUUCCACACCAGACAGGUUCAAUCCUGAACACUUUCUGGAUGAUACAGGCUCAUUUAAGAAGACAGAUGCUUUCAUGCCAUUUUCCACAGGAAAGCGGAUUUGCCUCGGAGAAGGCUUGGCUCGCAUGGAACUGUUCCUGUUUUUGACUACCAUAUUACAGAGCUUCAAGCUCACAUCGAUGACACAGUUCACAGAGUCUGACAUUGCUCCACAAAUGACAGGAUUUGCAAACUUCCCCAUAUUUUAUGAAAUGUUGUUUGUACCUCGUUAA
This is a messenger RNA of Pelobates fuscus (common spadefoot toad), 1485 nucleotides long. Its product is annotated as cytochrome P450 2G1-like. Gene Ontology annotation, biological process: epoxygenase P450 pathway; xenobiotic metabolic process. Lineage: Eukaryota; Metazoa; Chordata; Amphibia; Anura; Pelobatidae. Gene Ontology annotation, molecular function: arachidonate epoxygenase activity; heme binding; iron ion binding. The coding region runs from base 1 to 1485 and encodes 494 amino acids. The transcript is spliced from 9 exons. Gene Ontology annotation, cellular component: intracellular membrane-bounded organelle; cytoplasm. The record is from RefSeq and is a predicted model, not a curated record.